This is a messenger RNA of Pteropus alecto (black flying fox), 8058 nucleotides long. It is a transcript of the gene SALL4, whose product is annotated as spalt like transcription factor 4. Gene Ontology annotation, cellular component: nucleus. The transcript is spliced from 6 exons. Lineage: Eukaryota; Metazoa; Chordata; Mammalia; Chiroptera; Pteropodidae. The record is from RefSeq and is a predicted model, not a curated record. The coding region runs from base 3210 to 6290 and encodes 1026 amino acids. Gene Ontology annotation, biological process: regulation of transcription by RNA polymerase II. Gene Ontology annotation, molecular function: RNA polymerase II cis-regulatory region sequence-specific DNA binding; DNA-binding transcription factor activity, RNA polymerase II-specific.
GGCCAGCUCCCGCGGCUGACCCGGCCCACGCUUCCGCGCCCAGCGGCCCCCGGGUGGGGAGGAGUUCAGGACCCGCGUCCGGCCGGGAGCGGCAAGGCCAACUCCCCUCCUGGUCGCUUAACCGAGGAGGUAUUAGGAGCGAGUGGAUUUCCCACUAUCUCCUGUCCGUCCUGGCCCGCCAAAUUGUCGCCUGAUAAGUUUUUAGCGUGGGGGGAGGGGGCGCUUUGAACCUCCUGGGCCUUGUUGGUCACUUCCCUCCUCUCCCCGCCUGCUUUCUAAUUCCUCAGCCAUUGACGGGGGAGCGAGCGGCCGCCCCGGACACUCGGAGGCAGAACUCGGAUGGGAAGACGGUCGCUCCUUUUUGAAUACUGUCCUCGUUUUCGGGGAGGGCAUCCAUACACUUCCCAAGUUUACAGUACGUUAAUAUAAAUCCCUACUGCCCCCCAAGGAACAUUUGCGAGGGCAACUUAAAAGAGAUCGGCUUGACCGAGGGGGCGGGCUGUGCGCAUUCGGGGUGGCGGACGGUCGGGGAAGCGCACUCUCGAGGUCCCGGGAGGGUGGACUCUUUGUGCCUGUGGGGGUGGGGGGUGGAGGGAGCGUGGAGAGGCUUCGUCGCCUGGCCCACCUGGAACAAAAGGGUUAACCCUCCGCCGGCUCGCUUCCUCCCGAGAGGAGGGGCGAGCUCCUGGCUCUGACCCCUCCCCUGGUCCUGCUCUGACCUCCCCUUCCCCCUUCAUUUUGGGUGGGCGCGCGCAAGUGGGACUUUUGGUGGUAUUUGGCACCUUUAAGGGAACUUGUGACGGGGGCGUGGAGGGGGGGGCUUCUUAAAUUAACGCUGGCUGGAGUUUGAGAUCAGUUAACCCGAGCCGGUUAGGGUCUCAGGCCUGGUUGCUCUCCUUCCAGUAUUUGGGGGUGGGGGGUUCGCUAUUGAUCGCUUGGGUUGGAGCGGACAGCCGCGUUGUGCGCGGGCGCCCCCUGGAGGCCCAGCCUGGAGCCGCGUGCUUUGCCGAGAGGCGGGUCCGCGCGCAGGUACCGGCUCACACCUGAUGGAACGGAACGGGUUGUGGUGGGUAAUGGACAGCCGUGGCUCGGGCCAAACGCGGGCGCCGCUGGGACUCGAGCCAGUCGCUUUCGCGACCUCUGGCUGUGCCCGGUAUAAAUCUGCCAAGUCUUUGGAAUUCUUGGAAAGAAUUCCUUGAUCCUAGAGUGUGUCUAUUGAGUCCCCAGCACCAAGGGACAGAAGGUAGUUUUCUCAAGCAGUUACCUUUUAAUGGCUGCAUUUUGCAUGUGAGCAGUCUGUAUCUGUACAAUACAGAUAGGGGACAGGUCGAUGUGUAGAUACGUAUACUUUUUUAAAAAGUUAAGAUUGGGCCAGUCUUAUUUUGAAAAGCCAACUGGAGAUCCACUUGUAAAGAAUGCAGUUUUUGAGGGAGGAAAAUGAAGUUUGGCAAUCACCAGAUCAAAAAAUCUGCAGGUGGUCCGGGGACUCGAGCGCCGGACGGGAAAAUUAGCAUUUUCUCAAAAGAGUUUCAAAUGCCCUUUGUGCUAAACUGGAUUACAACUUUCAACGAUUAAGAUUCCCAAGUUUCAAAUAACUGCCGACCCCCAGUUUCUAAACUGAAAUGACCUACAUUGGCUGUAAGGAUUCUGAGAAAAGGGCACUUGGGAGCCCCCAUUUUAAAUGAAGGAGAGGGAAAUUUGUUUACAGCGGCUUUAACGUUGCAGGCUGACUUUCAGUGUUUCGAUCUGCAUCCGAGAGAGGGAGAGGGGCUAAAACGCCCACGGCCCCUUUUGUUCCGUUAAAAAGAAGUUGCACAAACCAACGAUAGUUGUUCAUUCGAGCCUCUGCUAGCUUCCUCACCGGUAGGGAGUUGGGAACCCAUCCUGGGAGGCAGGAGAUAGUUUUGGUACUUCCUCUUUUUUAAUGAGGUUAGGUUUUUAUUUGUAAGGUUUUGGAAUGAAGUGCAUUCCAGUCUGGUUGUAUGGCUGAGAGCAGUGUCACCUUGAGACCUGUGUGAGUUUCUUUGAGCCUUUGGCUUCCUCUCUUUCCAGUGGAGAUAAAGUGUCCUGUGAGAUAGUUUCAAUUCUAGAAGACUCACUGUGUGCUGGGAUUGUGAUUGGGAUAUUGUUCAAAAUAACUGUUUCUGUUUUAUUUACCGUGGCAAGAUAGCACCGAGCUGCCAGUUGAGAAUAUUCCGCCGUUUCCUGUGCAGCCUACCGUAUACCAGACACCAGGCUGGGGACCUUAAAUAUGUUAUCUUUUAAUUCUCAUUUCAGAGUAAGCUGCAGCUCUGGGUCGAAAUGGCUUGCUGGUGUUUGCCAUGUCCUGAUGGAUGGGGUAGCCUUUCUCUGAAUCGGACGGGCUGUGUUGGUUGUGGUCUUGGAGAAAUUGGUUACGGGGUGGCAUUUUCUGUCAGUUCCCUCCGAUUCAGUGUGUGUUUGGCUGGUUGAGCUUGAUGAUCUCUCUUAAUUUUUGAGAUGUGCCUUUGGAAGCUUUUCUGUUAAGAGAUCCCUGGGAACCACGUUAGAAAUAAGGCAGAGUUACUGUUUGUGGAGGAGUUCAAGAAGUUCCCUUUUUCCGUCACCCUUAACUUAUGGUACUUUAUUUUUAAAAAGCAUCUACAGUUUAAAAGCCUCUAACUCCAGAUAAGAACUACAUGUCUAGUCACCGCUAUCCGUCCUCCCCCCCACCCUUAAUUUAGAGCGUGUCAGGCUUUGUUCUAGGGCUUCCUGGAGGAGGCAGCAAAAGCUCCUGACUGCCUGGAGUUUACAAAGUUUGAGCUCCAGCUGAGGCAAAAGGGAACAUAUCUCUAACAUAAAGCAGUGGAACUCACACACCGUAGCAACUGUCUAGGCUUCUUUGAUUCUUUCGGGUUUUUUUCCUCCUGAAUUUUGAUCCGAGACUGAUUGGAACACAUUUUAUUUUUCUUUUUAGCUCUUCAUUUCACGGAAACUUAAUUUACAGCUCUAAUUUGCCAUCUACGAAUUGAGUUAAAGUCUCGUUACUUAAGUGUUUCUCGGAUCGCGGAAUCCAGAUGUAAAAUUAAACUGGUAAAAGGGCGCUUUCUUUCAACUGGUUCACUACCCAAGGAGUUCUCAAUUUCCUUCUGUUUUUUGAUCUUGGGCGGUUGUCCUGCAGAGCAGCUCAUAUAAGAAAGUAAAUUUCUAACAAGGGCCUUGCUGGAUCAAAGGAGGACUGCACUAAAAUUAUGAAGAUUGUCCUAGGAAGAAGCCGUAUCUAUUUCGAUAUACCUACUAAUAGUGCUCCAGUGAACCACCCGGGGGCGGCGGAUGACAUGAGUGGGGACCGAGCGACGGUCAAGAGGCCUCGUCGGGAGGAGACUCACAUCUGCGAGAAAUGCUGUGCAGAGUGCUUCAGCUUCUCCGAGUUCUUAGAACAUAAGAAAAAUUGCACUAAGAUCCCACCCGUCCUCAUCAUGAAUGACAGCGAGGGGCCGGUGCCUCCCACAGACUUCUCCGGGGCUGUGCUGAGCCACCAGCCGCACAGUCCAAGCAGUAAGGACGGUCACAGGGUGGACGGCUGCAGCUCGGGAGACAUGAAGGAGAAGCCAGGGCCGGAGUCUGUCCUGUACCUGAAGACGGAGACCGCCCUGCCGCCCACACCUCAGGACUUAAGCUAUCUACCCAAAGGCAAAGUGGCCAACACUAACGUCACUCUGCAAGCACUACGAGGCACCAAGGUGGCGGUGAAUCAGCGGAGCGCGGACGCGCUGCCGGCCCCCUUGCCCGGGGCCAACAGCAUCCCGUGGGUCCUGGAGCAGAUUCUGUGUCUGCAGCAGCAGCAGCUGCAGCAGCUCCAGCUCACGGAGCAGAUCCGCAUCCAGGUGAACAUGUGGGCCUCGCACGCCCUCCACUCGGGCAUGGCGGGAGCUGACACCCUGAAGACGCUGGGCAGCCACAUGUCCCAGCAAGUGUCCGCGGCCGUCGCUCUGCUCAGCCAGAAAGCGGGGAGCCAAGGUCUGUCCCUGGACGCCUUGAAACAAGCCAAGCUACCUCACGCAAGCAUCCCUUCCGCCACCAGCUCUGUGUCCCCGGGGCUGGUGUCCUUCGCCCUGAGGCCGGAUGGGUCCAGGGUGCUCCCAAGCCGCCUCCCCGGUGCUUUGCUACCUCAGGCCCCCGGCUCUGUGCUCUUCCAGAGUCCUUUCUCCACUGUGGCGUUUGACCCGUCCAAGAAAGGGAAGGGGAAGCCCCCCAACGUCUCCCCGGUGGAUGUCAAACCCAAAGACGAGGCCGCCCUCUACCGGCACAAGUGUAAGUACUGCAGCAAGGUUUUUGGGACCGAUAGCUCCUUGCAGAUCCACCUCCGCUCUCAUACCGGAGAGAGACCCUUCGUGUGCUCUGUCUGUGGCCACCGGUUCACCACCAAGGGCAACCUCAAGGUGCACUUUCAUCGACACCCCCAGGUGAAGGCAAACCCCCAGCUGUUUGCUGAGUUCCACGACAGAAUGGCUGCAGGCGAUGGCCUCCCCUACGCCCUCUCCGUGCCUGUCCCCAUAGAUGAAUGCAGUCUCUCCUUAGAAAGCAAACCUGUUCUGGUAACAGGGAACCCCCGUGCAGGCCUACCUCAGAAUCUCUCUUCGGGGACUAACCCCAAGGACCUCAUGGGGGGCCCGCUGCCCAGCGACCUGCAGCCCGGGCCUUCUCCAGAAAGUGAGGAUGGAGCUCUCCUCUCUGGGGUGGGGCCAAACCAUAACUCCCCCAGGGUUGGUGGCUUCCAGGGGAGAGGGACACCCGAGCCAGGGUCAGAGACCCUGAAGUUACAGCAGCUGGUGGAGAACAUUGACAAGGCCACCACCGACCCCAACGAGUGUCUCAUUUGCCACCGCGUCCUAAGCUGCCAAAGCUCCCUCAAAAUGCAUUACCGCACCCACACCGGCGAGAGACCGUUCCGCUGUAAGAUCUGUGACCGAGCCUUCUCCACCAAAGGCAACCUGAAGACACAUUUCGGGGUCCACCGAACCAACACGUCCAUAAAGACGCAACAUUCGUGCCCCAUCUGCCAGAAGAAGUUUACCAACGCCGUCAUGCUGCAGCAGCACAUCCGGAUGCACAUGGGCGGUCAGAUUCCUAACACACCCCUGCCGGAUAACCCCUGUGACUUUGCAGGUCCCGAGCCGGUGAUGGUCGGUGAGAACUGCAGCGCAGGUGCCGUCUGUCACGACGAUGUCAUCGAAAGCAUCGACGUCGACGAAGUCGGCUCCCAGGAGGCCCCUAGCAGCGCCUCGAAGGCCCCCAUGCCUCUUCCCAACAUCUACGCGGCGUCCCCGGCCCUGGGUUUCGCCGCGAUGGCUCCCCUAGACGCCCCGGGGAAGGUGGGGCCUGCCCCUCUUGUCCUGCAGCGGCAGAGCAGCAGAGAAAACGGCUCCGUGGAGAGCGAUGCCUUGACCAACGACUCGUCAUCCUCAGCGAUGGGGGACCAGGAGUAUCAGAGCCGAAGCCCAGACGUCCUGGAGACCGCGUCCUUCCACGCAGUCUCCCCGGCCAAUAGCCAAGCAGAAAGUUUCAGGUCCAAGUCUCCCGAUGCUGGUGGCAGAGCAGACGGCGUGGAGAUCAGCCGCACUGAGAUGGAAGGUCGGAGCAGUCUCCCAUCAGCGUUCGUCCGAGCCCAGCCAGCCUACGUCAAAGUCGAAGUUCCCGGUGCGUUCGGACCCGCGACCAUGUCGCCGGGCAUGACGCCUUUGUUGGCGGCCCAGCCACGCCGACAGGCCAAGCAACACGGCUGCACGCGGUGCGGGAAGAACUUCUCGUCGGCAAGCGCCCUUCAGAUUCACGAGCGGACUCACACCGGGGAGAAGCCUUUCGUGUGUAACAUAUGCGGGCGAGCCUUCACCACCAAAGGCAACUUGAAGGUCCACUACAUGACACAUGGCGCCAACAACAGCUCUGCACGCCGUGGGAGGAAGCUGGCCAUCGAGAACACCAUGGCCCUGUUAGGAACGGAUGGAAAGAGGGUCUCCGAGAUGUUUCCCAAGGAAAUCAUGGCCCCUUCAGUGAACGUGGACCCUGUCGUGUGGAGCCAGUACUCCACCAUGCUCAACGGCGGCCUGGCCAUGAAGACCAACGAGAUCUCGGUGAUCCAGGGCGGAGGCAUUCCCACGCUCCCUGUGUCCCUGGGGGCCAGCUCUGUCGCCAGCAGCACCGUUGUCUCCAAGAUGGAUGGCUCCCAGUCUGCCAUCAGUGCCGACGGGGAAGAGCCGGGCGCUGCCGACGGCGUCCCCAAACACCAGCUCCCUCACUUCUUGGAAGAAAACAAGAUCGCGGUCAGCUAAGCCAAAAGGGAGCCCACACUGAAGGAGAAAGGCAGAGUGACCGCUCUAGAACUGGACCCUUUUCCUCGGUUUGUUUUUUAAAGAACCCAUCUCCUCCUGUUUGUUUUUUGACUGAUGUGCAAAUGAUGUUUACAGUCGUGACCACAACCUCAGGCAAGUCCUACAAUCACGAUGUUGCGAUGCUGCUUUGCAAAAAAAAAGACAAAAAAAAAAUUCAUACAGACUAGUUUUUUUUUUUUUUUUUAAAUUUUGGAAAGAAGCGGGUCUUGCAAAGUAGCUUUGUUACUUGCGACAAACUAUACGUAAAACCUUUGUACAAGCUAGAGCCACUGUUCCUGAAGACUGUGACCUGUUUCGUGUUGGGGCUCAUCGAAUCACAAUGGAGAAGACAAGUGCUUGGCCUCACUGGGGGGGCAAGGGGUGCUGUAUGCUUCUGUGGUGACCGUAUGCGGGUAAAUGGACAAGGUCCGUCCGUCAUCUUUAGAGAGACCUGCUUUGUAUGCCCCCCAACCCUGCACCCAUCUUUAAUUUUUCUGUUUUGAAUGUACUUUUUUUUUUUUCUUUUAACUAAGGUUGCAGAAUCAUAACAUUUCUUCGGCCUUGGAAACUUAAGUGGGGUGCCCUCAAACGGUCAGUAUAAAAGGACUGACUUUAUACCUUAGGGAGUCAGCAUGCGAGUUGCUGCUUAUUUAAAUCACAGUCCAGGCGGAGCCCUAAAUUGCCAACAUCCGCCCUACACUUUCCAGAUGCCGCCGCCUUUCUGAACCACCAGGAGGGGGGGCACCUGAGCAGGGAACCUCGGGUGACUUAGUUCAGUUCGCCAGUGCCUAUUCUGUUGAAGAACUGGGCUUUCAUUCUCGAAGAAGCUCGUGGAAGGGCAUGCCGCUUCUCACGGGCUCACACCCUCAUUUUCACAGAACUUUCCUUGAUGUGACUUAAUGCCAAGUAAUUAGGAAGAUUCUCCCCACCCUGCCCCCCAGUAUUGCAUGAAGGCUACAAUGUUGGAACAAGCCCAAGUACCUGGGUAUGAAAGCUUUAAUUUAUCUACCUCAUUUAUUUUUUGUUUUUGUAGCCUUAGUCUCUCUUUUUCCUAUUUUAUGACUGCUGAAGUGUUCCCCGUCUUAAACCUGAGAGUUAAUGUAACGGUGGGAGCAGCUGGAUGUUCAAGAUGUUUUUUUGUAACUUUUUUUUUUUUCACUUUCCUUUUCGUAUAUGUAAUAAGCAAACGAAAUGUUGCUUGAACGGUUUAAUGUGGAAGGAGAAGGGAAGACCCUGAUUUCUGGGUGGAGGAGUCUUUCCCCCUCGAUGUGGGAAUGCAGGUCACGUCUGUUACCAAAAGUUCGUCUCUGAGUUAUUGCUCCUGACUUUAGGAUCCAAAAAAAAAAUUUUUUUCUUUUUUUUUUUUUUUUUUGCCAAGUUGUGCCUUUCCUUCUGGAAUUGUAAGUGAAUACAAUAAUAGUACCUGUUUACACUGUGAAGUGGAUAUUGUUACAGAGAACACACCAGAGGCUUUCUCACUGUUAAGCCGAUAAUGCCUUGUGAAUGUAUGCGAUCUACGGAGAGAACCCUGUAGUUUUACCUGCUGAUGGCUGACUGUUGGAGAAUAAAUUUUGGAUAUUUUUUUUUUCCCCCACCAGGUGUGUAUGUAAGUUUUGUUUGGUAGUGUCUGCUCUAAAGUGGAGAAAUUUUACUUGACAAUUACUUCUAGGGGCCUUGUGGAUCUCCCCCCACCCCCAGGUUCUAGAAUGGAUAUGCACAUCUGGUUACA